Molecule: messenger RNA, 736 nt
Organism: Trichoplusia ni (cabbage looper)
Lineage: Eukaryota; Metazoa; Arthropoda; Insecta; Lepidoptera; Noctuidae
Exons: 3
Coding region: 180-641 (153 amino acids)
Cellular component (GO): mitochondrion
Source: RefSeq, a predicted model, not a curated record
GCCACAAUUAUGAAAGAUGUCAAGAGUAGUCAGCAAACUUGACAUAUAACCAAAGAAAAUAAAAUGUAAACUUAUUUAAGAAUAUUCAUAAUUAUUUACAAUUUUGUACAUUUUUUUAAAGUCUCCUUAAAAUGAUGUAAAUUUAUGAAAUAGGAACGCCUGAGCGAAACCUUAUAGCCAUGACAUCGAUCUUCAAAAACAUUCGCUCUGGGAUUCAUCCUCAAGUGAAAUCUAACUAUAGUGUUAUCAUUUUUCAUUCCAAUAGCUUCUAUAGAUGUUUCUCAAAAAAAUGCGGCAAAAAGUGUUCAGAUGAUGACGAUAAGCCCCCACCCAUAAAAUGUCUAAGUCCAUCUUCCGGAGACACUAGCAAUCCUAACACACCAAAUAUGUACGAUUCCCGAAAAUUUGGCCACAAUUUGUCGACGGAUACCAUAGUACCCUGUUUUGAGACCCUACCGGAUAUACCAACUGGAGUUUUCCGGUGCACAACAGGAGAGGUCCUCGGUCGUGGAGCAGGGAAGUGCGCAUACUAUCAAAACCCUGAAUACUUCUCCUUCCAUCACAUGAGCUUCUACGAUUUUAACCUAGCAAUGAGGAGCAUGCGUCGUCCUUGUGCCAAAUUAGGGAGGAAACCAGUUUAAACUAUGCCUACUAUUUACCAUGAAGUCAUACACGGCUGUCAAACUUAGAACUUAGUGACAAUAAUUAGCGGGAAAUUAUAUUUAUGAACAACCGA